UCGUAUAGCAUAAUUAAGAGAAAAUAGAUUUUAAAAUAUUUAAAUUAAAUACAAAACAUAUCGAUUUAAAAAAAAAAACUUAAUAUAAUAAUUUUCCGAAAAAUUAAAACAUUUUAAGAAAUAGUAUCUUGAAAUGAACUUAAUUUUUGGUGGGAACAUCAGCAACUUCCACUUUGGGCCACCCUAACGUACAUACAUAUAUGUAUUUCAAAUAAACAUAUGUACGUUUACAGGCGUGUAUUUUAAUGAAUAAUAUUCAACAAUUGCGUGUGCAGUUAGAAAAAAUGUUCGAAUCCAUGGGCGGCGAUAAAUUAGAAGAGGAUGCGGCGAAUAUACUUAAAGAACUGCAACAAAAUCUCAAUUCUGCCCUGGAUGACUUGGCUUGCCUUUUCGCAAUAAGUCUGGAACCACGUAUUACUCAAUCUGUAAGGGAGCUAGGUGAUUUGCUACUCGCAAUUAAGGGUGGUGGAGGUAGUGGUAACAUAAAUGCUCAAAAUCAAGUAGCCCAACGAAAUGCUGUGGCCGUGGAAGCAGACGAAGUGUUGCGACCACUAAUGGAUCUUUUGGAUGGUUCAUUAACUCUUUACGCACAAUCAUGCGAAAAGACAGUACUUAAACGUCUGUUAAAGGAACUGUGGAAAAUAGUGAUGCGCACGCUAGAAAAGACUAUUGUGUUACCUCCAAUGACUGAUAAAACGAUGAUGUUCAAACAUCUAACCGACAAUGCUAAAAACCUCGCUUCUAACGCUAAAAUUGAAGAUAUGGGUCGUCUUUUUAAGUCACAUAUGGCUGGAAAGCAAGAUGUUAAAAGUGCUUUAAGUGGUGUAAUGGAUAUUUCAAAAGAAGUCGAAAAGAAUUUAUCGCCUAAACAAUGUGCUGUUCUUGACGUGGCCUUAGAUACAAUUAAGCAGUACUUCCAUGCCGGUGGAAAUGGACUGAAGAAAACGUUCCUUGAAAAAUCACCAGAACUCCAAAGUUUACGUUACGCAUUGAGCCUUUAUACCCAAAUGACUGAUACGCUUAUUAAAACGUUUAUCUCCAGCCAAGUGCUUGAAGUUGAUCCCGAAAAUCAAGAAGAAAGUGUUGGCGAAAUAUCUGUACAAAUUGAUCUAUACUCGCACCCUGGAACCGGCGAAUAUAAAGUGAAUGUAAAAGUUGUGGCAGCAAAUGAUCUUAAAUGGCAAAUUCCAUCUGGCAUGUUUCGACCGUUUGUUGAGAUCAAUCUUAUCGGACCCCAUUUACAGGAUAAGAAACGUAAAUUUGCUACCAAAUCGAAAUCGAACAAUUGGUCGCCGAAAUACAACGAAUCCUUUAAUUUUACUAUUGGCACUGAAGAACAACUGGAUUUUUUCGAAUUGCAUAUCUGUGUCAAAGAUUACUGCUUUGCUAGAGAUGACAGAUUAGUGGGUGUGGCCGUUAUACCUCUAAAGGAUAUACUAGAAAAAGGUUCGGUUGCUUGUUGGCUGCCAUUACAAAGAAGAAUUCACAUGGAUGAGACUGGUUGGACAAUUUUACGUAUUCUAUCUCAACGCAAUAAUGACGAAGUCGCCAAAGAAUUUGUUAAGCUAAAAUCGGAGAUCCGGCAGGAACCAAUAGCCGGCACGUAGAGAUAUUAAUGAAUAAAAUCA
Lucilia cuprina (Australian sheep blowfly) is the source of this 1628-nucleotide messenger RNA. Its product is annotated as protein unc-13 homolog B-like. Lineage: Eukaryota; Metazoa; Arthropoda; Insecta; Diptera; Calliphoridae. Gene Ontology annotation, cellular component: neuromuscular junction; presynaptic active zone cytoplasmic component; plasma membrane. The record is from RefSeq and is a predicted model, not a curated record. The transcript has 7 exons. Gene Ontology annotation, molecular function: diacylglycerol binding; syntaxin-1 binding; calmodulin binding. Gene Ontology annotation, biological process: neuromuscular junction development; presynaptic dense core vesicle exocytosis; dense core granule priming. The coding region runs from base 246 to 1607 and encodes 453 amino acids.